Molecule: messenger RNA, 507 nt
Organism: Drosophila montana
Lineage: Eukaryota; Metazoa; Arthropoda; Insecta; Diptera; Drosophilidae
Product: fibulin-5
Exons: 1
Molecular function (GO): calcium ion binding
Source: RefSeq, a predicted model, not a curated record
UGCGCCGCCGGCUACGAGCCGCUGCAGCUGGCGGGGCACAGCAACUAUUGCUUCGACAUAGACGAGUGCGCCACCAAUAGCUACUCCUGCGAGCCGGGUCAGCGCUGCGAGAAUCUCAAUGGCUCCUACACCUGCCUCUGCGAGCCAGGCUACGCUUUGGGCAUCUCAUCAUCAGCAUCAUCAUCAGCAUCAUUAUCAUUGUCAUCGCCAUCAUCCUCUGCUUCGCUCGCUUGCUUGGACAUUGACGAGUGCUCGAUGUCCAAUGGCAACUGCUCGCAUUACUGCAUCAAUCUGGCGGGCAGCUUUCAGUGCGCCUGCCCGCUGGGCUUUGGCCUGGCUGCCGAUGGGCGCCGCUGUCAGGAUGAGGACGAGUGCCUGGUGGGCAACGGGCGGUGCGCGCAGCUCUGCCUGAAUCAGCCGGGCGGCUUUGCUUGCGCCUGUGCCGAGGGCUAUCGGCUGGCGGCCGAUGGCUUUGGCUGCUUGGACAUCGAUGAGUGCACUCUGGAU